Molecule: messenger RNA, 822 nt
Organism: Podarcis muralis (Common wall lizard)
Lineage: Eukaryota; Metazoa; Chordata; Lepidosauria; Squamata; Lacertidae
Source: RefSeq, a predicted model, not a curated record
CAUAAACACCAAAUAAUGCAUACAGGAGAGGAUAAAUAUAAGUGUUCAGAAUGUGGGAAAACCUUCAGCCGGAGCACCAACCUUCUUGUACAUGAAAGAACCCACACUGGAGAGAAACCAUACGAGUGCUCCAACUGUGGGAGAAGCUUCACCCACAGUUCAAAUCUUAGGGCACAUGAAAAAAUACACACAAGAGAAAAGCCGUAUGCAUGCACAGACUGUGGCCAGACCUUCUAUCACAGCUCGAGCCUUACAGCGCAUGAGAGAAUCCACACAGGGGAGAAUGUACACAGGUGCCCACACUGUGAGAAGGUCUUCACUCGUGGCUCAGUUUUUAGGAAACACAUGAGAAUCCAUACAGGUGAGAAACCAUUCAAGUGCUCAGACUGUGGGAAAAGUUUCUCUCAGAGGUGCAAUCUAAUCAUCCACGGGAAGACCCACACAGGAGAGAGACCCUUUAAGUGCUCCGAUUGCGGGAGAAACUUCAGUCGAAAAUGUGACCUCAUUGCACACGAGAGAAUCCACACGGAAGAGGACCCAUACAAGUGUCCGCACUGCGGGAAAAGCUUCUCUCAGAAGUCCAACCUUGUCAUACAUGAGAGGAUCCAUACAGAUGAGAAUCCAUAUCCAUGUCUGCACUGUGGGAAACGCUUCCGUCAGAAGGGCAACCUCAUGACGCACGUGCGGAUCCACACAGGAGAGAAGCCGUACCAGUGUCUGGAUUGCGGGAGGAGAUUCAGUCAGAAGGGCAGCCUCACAUCACAUGAGAAAACCCAUUCAAGAGAGAAAAGGACAUCUUGCAUGCAGGAAGUGAAGACUUGA